UCCCAGGGAGUCAGGAGCAGAGAGCCCGGGAGCACUCAGGCCAGCUCUGCCCGCACACCUGGAAGAUGAAGGUCUCCACAGCUGCCCUCCCCUUCCUCAUCCUUGCUGCUGCCCUUGGACCCCCUGCCCGGGCAUCUCUGCAGGCUCAAUCCCCAGCCCCUGAUUACGGGAGGGAUAAGCCCGUGAUGCAUCAUUCCUUCAUACUGCAGCCAGGCGUGCACCAUCACACUGACUGCUGCUACAAAACCACACAAAAUAUCCGAUGUAGAAUCAUGGAGGAUUAUUAUCAAACAAGCAGUGUGUGCCACCUGCCUGCUGUCAUCUUCAAAACCAAGAGGGGGAAGGUGGUCUGUGCCAACCCCGACAGUGUGAGAGUUCAGCGUUGUAUGCAAGAGCUGGACUCAGCCAACCCCAGGGAAACGGGCAGGGCUGGGGUCCCAGGGAGUCAGGAGCAGAGAGCCCGGGAGCACUCAGGCCACGCUCUGCCCGCACACCUGGAAGAUGAAGAUCUCCGCAGCUGCCCUCCCUCUUCCUCAUCCUUGCUGCUGCCCUUGGACCCCCAGCCCAGGCAUCUCUGA
Messenger RNA from Phyllostomus hastatus (greater spear-nosed bat), 578 nucleotides. Its product is annotated as C-C motif chemokine 15-like. The transcript is spliced from 5 exons. Gene Ontology annotation, molecular function: CCR chemokine receptor binding; chemokine activity. Gene Ontology annotation, cellular component: extracellular region. Gene Ontology annotation, biological process: cellular response to interleukin-1; inflammatory response; positive regulation of GTPase activity. Bases 66 to 578 code for a protein of 170 amino acids. The record is from RefSeq and is a predicted model, not a curated record. NCBI's taxonomy places the organism in Eukaryota, Metazoa, Chordata, Mammalia, Chiroptera, Phyllostomidae.